GUGGAAUAAUAGAUAUGUUAAUUUACUGCGAGUAAACGACGUGAACAAUGAGUAAACGCGGGCCAAAACCGUUGAUGUCUCAUGAAGAAAAAGUAGAGGCAUUAAAAAACUUUGAAAUUUUUGAUGAUUUGAACAAAGUCAAAAAGGAAAGCCAUCCUGUAUGGCAAGACGUUUGCAAUUUUAUCAAUGCUAAGUAUGCUUUUCCCGAUUCCAAGAAAAUGACAAUACGAAAUAUUCAAAAUUACGUAGCACAAAAUCGUAAUGGUGUUUUAUUUGAUCUGCAAGUGGGAAAUGUAACUCAAGAAAGCUAUUUUUCGGAACAAAAAGAGAUGAAAAAUCUUGACGAAGAAAAAGAGUUGCUUACUUUACAGAAUAAUGUCAUGUAUAAGCACAUUAUAAAAGAAGUUUCUACCUUUCCAUUAAAUAUCUUUCAUUGGGAAACAGAAGCUAUCGAUUUCGCUGCAGUGAAUUCUACGAAAAAUACAGAUUACAUUUUUGUACGAGUAGGGAAUUUUUGUAAAAAUUUUUGUUAUCAAGAUGGAACAACGAGCAAAUUCAUUUAUUUAUAUAUUUUUGGCGCAAGUAUAUGCAAUAAAUUUAUUCCCAUAUGCCAUUUAUCAACAGAUGAAAAUAGCACUACCAUAUUCAAAAGAUUUUUCAAUGAAAUUGUGAGAAAUGACGCACCAAUACCUAACAAAUUAAUAGUUGAUUAUAAUUAUAAUGUCUAUGAAGCUGCAAAUUCUGCGUACAAUGUAAAUGUAUCACUUGAAAAAUAUUUAACUCAGUGUUUUCUGUACUUAAGAGGUAAUGAAACUAAAACCUUACCAAAAUGUUUGAUUAUGACAGAUAUAAAAUUCUUAAUAGGCACAGUUUUGAAUUGGAACUGUAUUCAUAACAUUUCUACUAAUUCUAUUAAAUAUUUUUAUGUAUACUGCAUUGUUUUGCUUAGCCAUCAAAAUAGAUUGGAAGACUUCGAGGAUAUACUUUUAAAAGUAUUUGUUAUUUCUCUUAGUGAAUUUCAAGGUCAAAGCACACACGAUUUUUUUGAAGAUAUCAUGUCAAAAGUAAAAGAGUUGAAGAUAGACGAAAUUUAUGAUCAGAAUAAUAUUAAAAUUAUCGAAGAAGAAUUUAUAAGUGUUACAGAUUCUUAUACAUAUUCAAAAAUUAAUUAUGAAGAAGAAUGUAUAGAGAUUUUGAAUUACAUUGUCGAAAUAGUUAUAAGAGCCAAACAAUUUACACUGACAGAAAAUACCGAAUGGCAGAGAAAUGCUUAUUACAGUGAACAAAUUUGUCAAAAUUUAAUCAAAUGCUGCGUAGAAUUUGUUAUGUGGACAAAAGUGAUGAACAUAAGUGAAACUAAACAUAGUUUAUCAGUUAAUGAAUUGGUUCACUAUUAUAAGAAUGAUUUUGAACGUUUCUUAAUAAAUCCUCAGCCUUCACUAUAUACAUAUUUAGUAAAAAAUAUCGAAUAUUCAAGCAAAUCGUUAGAAAUUAUUAAGAAUAAUAUUCAGACGUUUAAUCAGACAGCAGCAAAACGAAAUAAUAAACUAGAACAUUUGUACCAUACUGAGAACUGGAUGGGGUAUAACAUAGUUGAUUUAGAUGAUGUUAGUAAUAAUAGUUUGGAAUGUUCCUCAGAUGAUGAUGCUAGUUCCGAUAAUUCAGAAAUUUGCUCCGAUGAUGGUGAUGAAGAAAACUACUCUAGUGGAAGUGGACCAGAUUUCGAUGCUCAAGAUAUCACAUCAAUUAUUGAAUCUGCUUGGCAAAAUGUAUCAAUCAAAGACUCUCCCAGGAUAUCACUUGAUGUCGAAGAUCAUACUCUAAAAUCAGAUCUUGAUAACAUGACAACAAACAUUAAGUCAAAUUGUAAGCAAGAAGUUAAAAUAAGAGGCACAUACUUGAAAGCAUGCCCAGAAAUAGAUUUAUUAAAUCAAAAACCAUCGUCAAAACUUAAAAAUCGAAAGAUAAUCAAAAAUUAUAAUUUAUUAAAACCAAGAUCAGUCGGAAAAAAAAAAUUAUUUGUUACCACAUCAAGUUUUUUUGAUUCUGUAUUGGAAGUGCUAGUAUCAUCCUACUUUAACAUACAAAAGUUGCAGGAUUCAAUAAAUGAAUUUUCUGAAAAAUUGAGCAACACUAAAAUGAUUUUUUUGAAUUUAUUUAAAGAGUAUAUUAGAACAUUUAAUUUUACAAAAUUGUAUGCGGAAAGAAUUAAAUUAAUCGAGAAUGUGUGCCAAUCAACAAAUAAUAAAUUAACAUGGAAUAAGUCAAUAGGAGAAUUUUUUAAAUAUAUCAUGUAUCCAAACAUUUUUAUAAAAAUGGAGUGUCUUGAUUGCAAACUAAGUAAUUAUCAAUAUUGUAAUCUAGUGGAAGUUUCAUUUGAAGAGUUAGUCUCUGAAAACUUGUCAGUUAUCAUACAUAAUUGUCUGCUAGCAAAAAGAAAUUGUUGCAAUAUUUGUUCAAACACAGAUAUUAUAUGUCAAUAUUCAAUAAGUGAUCUGUUUUGUAUAAAUGUGGAAAAAGAAGCUAAAAUCGUAAACUUAGAUCAAUUAGUACCUGUUCUAACAUUUUCUACUGGAAAGUUUAUUUUAACUGGUGUAAUAGCAUAUGAAGAACCCAUUGCAAGUAAUGUGUUACGUCACUAUGUUGCUUAUGUCAGAAGUCUGAAAGGUAUCUGGAAUAAGUACAACGAUAUUAAUAUUGAAUUCUCAAAACCUGAGAAAGUAAAAAACAAUUUAGGUAUAAAAGUAGCAUUAUUAUUCUAUAUUAAGUAUGAAAGCAUUGAAGAAAAAAACCAAUGUAGUGUUGUUGUACAUGAAGUAGAUGUUUGCGAGGAUAUAAGCAACAACAACUCAAAUUUACUGCCAGACUGCAAUCUGGAGAUAAACAAAAUAAUAUUACAAAAAAAAGUAGAGGAAGAAACUUAUAUUGAAAGCGAAACAGAGACACAUAUUCACGAUAUAAGUCCAUCCAAUGAUUUUCAAUAUCAAGAUAGUCUGAUGAACUUUGAUGAUAUGAUUGGAAAUGAAGUAGUGGUAGAAUUUGUCGAAACGAGUAUACAAGAUGUAAGUUCUUCAAACAAUUUGCUAUAUGAAGAUAGUUCAAAUUUAGAUAAAAUGAUUGAAAAUGAAGAAAAGCCAGAAUGCAGUAGUGUAGAUGCAAGUUUAAACAACAGUUAUACUGAAACGUGUUGGUCUAAUAAUGAGAGCACGAGCUCGGUAGAAUCUUCAUUCAAUGUGCAUGCCUUUCUGAGUUACCAUCCAUGGAGACAUUUAAUACAGAACGGAUCAAAAUUGCCCCCCAUUAAAUUGCCAACUCAAGAUGUUAAAUUAAUUAAUACUUGUCCAAUAGACUGUAUUGCAGAACUAUUGACUGCCGCUCAUUGUUUUGAAGGAUCAGUCAACUAUUUAAUAUUUGAAAUCGGAUUAUCAAAAAACAAAAAAAAUGAGAUUUUUGAAAUCAUAUGGGAAUAUUGUAUGAACAAAUCAAGAAAUAUAUAUUACACAAAGAGAAUGGAUUAUUGCAUAUCCAAACCGAAAUUAUAUACACAAACAAUAAAAACAGAUUAUCUUUUAAUUGACUGCCAAGAUAAUGUAAUUCGAUUAUUCGAGUCUAUAAUGUCAGGAGAGCUACUACACUCUAUUGAAAAAACGAUUACUUGCACAUGCAAUUAUGUUAACAAAAAAAAAUAUAGCAUACAACAUAUAAACACUGAUUUAAGAAUGGAAGAUUCUUUAAUUUUUGAAUUAGAAAAUUAUUUACAAACAUAUUUUUCGAAAAAAAUUAAAAAAUGCUAUCAAUGUCAAAAAGACGCUCGGUUAACUUACAAGAUCAACAGUUAUUUAUGUAUUGAAUUAGAAACUAAUUUCAUCAUUCAUAAGGACAUGCAGGCUCGCUUGAAUAGUAUUCCUACACGUUUAAAUUUAUGUAAAGAAGAGUACAAUUUACUAGGAGUAAUAGCUUUUGAUUUACCAAUUCAUGAAAAUGGUUUACUUCAUUAUUACGUAUUUAUUAGAUUACCAAACACAGAAUGGGAAGAAAGAAAUAAUUUGACCAAUAUUAUCAAACGUCAUUCUAAACGAAGUACAAUAACAAUUAAACCAGCUAUAUUGUUUUACGCAAGAAAAAAUGUAUAUAAACGCUCCUAUGACAAGUACUUAUAAAAACGUAGAACACCUCAAGAUAGAUAAUGUAUAUAUAUUUAUUAAAUAUAUGUCAUGCUUGACACGUUUGAUCAAGAACAAGUUAAAAGUUUCUGCUGAUUCAAGAAUCCAAUCUCUUUUAGUAUAACACUUAUAUAGCUAUUAUUUUAAACUUUGAACGCAAGGCUACCAAUCAGAGUAUCAGCUGAUGUAUCAAAUAUGUAUGCAAGAUGUUAGUUGAAAAUGAUGUGCAAAUCCACAAAGGAAAUAUAGAUGAUAAAAAUUGAGUGAAAAUCGUAGUUCUUUAGUGCUUUGUACAGUGUGUACUUAGAUAUACCUAGUUUUUAGUCAGGAUUCUUAAUCUGCUUACUUAUCAGAAUGAUAAAUGGCAGUCUGAUUGUUCGUAAGAAAGAUAGUAAGUUUUUCUUGUCAAUAAUGGCCAACACUAUUAAUAUGAAAAAAAAGAUACAAAAUACCAAGAUCACGCAUCGACCACAAACUGCUGUGGAUUACAAAAUAUAAGUUUUUUAACGCAUUUUGUUUCACCUUUUUAUAACUUCUCAAUUAGAAAAAUAGUUUUUUGGAUUUUCAAAUUUUUGAUCAACUACAACCAUAGUCUAGGAAUUCCAAUUGAUUACUUACGCAGGAUUUAAUUUAUCCCAAACACUUUAUGAACAAGCAAUUGCAGACAACUUGCAAUUACUGCAGUGCGAUUCUGGUUUGAUGGUCAGUCAACCUGUUCAUGAACUGGACUUCUAUGUUAUACAGAUGGAUGAGGAUGAUACUAUAGACGUGUAUCAGCAAACUUUGAUACCUAUAAAAAAUCAUUAUUUUAAUAAAGCUUAAAAUAUAAAAUUAAGAAAAGUAAGAGUCGUUUUUUGUGGCGCUAACUACAUUUUGAAAAAUAAAAUAAUAAUGUGAAAGGA
Messenger RNA from Nasonia vitripennis (jewel wasp), 5065 nucleotides. RefSeq lists its product as uncharacterized. Bases 48 to 4160 code for a protein of 1370 amino acids. Lineage: Eukaryota; Metazoa; Arthropoda; Insecta; Hymenoptera; Pteromalidae. The record is from RefSeq and is a predicted model, not a curated record. The transcript is spliced from 2 exons.